Molecule: messenger RNA, 582 nt
Organism: Caenorhabditis bovis
Lineage: Eukaryota; Metazoa; Nematoda; Chromadorea; Rhabditida; Rhabditidae
Source: the annotation of a GenBank genome assembly
AUGCUCAAAAUCGUUGCUCUCCUCGGUCUUGUGGCUGCUGUUGCUCAUUGUGCCAGCGUGGCUACUGCCGAUUCCAAAGAUAGCCAAUGCUCGAUUACCGAUAGAUUCAAAGCCAUGUCGUGCCUAUUGAAAAUGGCCGAAUUCGUUGAUAAAAUUGACGAGCUUGAUUUGGAUGAGGAGAAUGACCUCGCAGAGUUCCACAAGUCGUGCAAAGACAUUUCGAGCUGUUUUGCAUCGAUGAAAUGUGGUGGAGAAAAAAGUGAGAUGGUUGUCAAUCGCCUCAAGGGAUAUUGCGAAGCAGUCAAUUUUUUCUCAGCAGAAUUCAUUGAAUGUGGAAACAAGCUCGAGGAGAAAAAAUCGAAAUGCUACGAUGAAUACAAUCCAUUCGAGUACGUUGACGAAUCGACAAAGCCCGUGGAUCCAAAAGCGCCGAAGCCAAUUUGCAAAGGACUCUUUGGAAAAGACAACUGCAUGAAGAAAGAUGUUAGCGAGACUUGUGGAGAAAAAGAUUGGGAGGGACUUAAGAAAUAUAUGGCGUAUAUUGCCAACUCUUCGGAAGUUUGUACAGUGCCACCAGUUUAA